Molecule: messenger RNA, 453 nt
Organism: Archocentrus centrarchus (flier cichlid)
Lineage: Eukaryota; Metazoa; Chordata; Actinopteri; Cichliformes; Cichlidae
Product: Fc receptor-like B
Exons: 3
Biological process (GO): cell surface receptor signaling pathway; immune response
Cellular component (GO): external side of plasma membrane
Molecular function (GO): transmembrane signaling receptor activity
Source: RefSeq, a predicted model, not a curated record
GAGGACGACAGCUCUGCUGGAUGGACUCUGAGGAGAAACACAAGCAAACAACAGAGGACUCAGUGUGGAGAUGGGUGGGGAAAACCAACUGGUUCUUCCUGUAACAUCAGCUAUAUUUACACAUCAGACAGUGGAGUUUACUGGUGUGAGUCCAGAGAGGGUGCCAUCAGUAACAUGGUUAAUCUCACAGUCUCUGGUGGAUCAGUGAUCCUGCAGAGUCCUGUCCUCCCUGUGAUGGAGGGAGAUGACGUCACUCUGCUCUGUCAAACAAAGACCACUCCCUCCAACCUCCCAGCUGCUUUCUAUAAAGAUGGCUCCCUCAUCAGGAAGCAGCCUACAGGUCACAUGACCAUCCAGCAUGUUUCCAGGUCUGAUGAAGGCCUCUACAAGUGUGACAUCAGCGGUCAUGGAGAGUCUCCAUCCAGACUGAUCCAGCAGCAGUCUACUCAGUAG